GAGACUUGUGAUGUGGAGUGAGGCAGUUGAUGAGGGUGUCUCUGCUCUCUGUCAGUGUCAGCCACGUCUGGUGACGACUCCCCUGGCCUGCGCAGGGGAAAUCUGUCAAAUAGGGACAGUCGGGGGUUGUUGACCAGUCUGGUAAAUUGGAGCUUCUUCCUUGAUGCGCCAAUUAUUUGAUCAGAUUCUAGAAUGAAAUGCAACAUUUUAUUGGCUUUAAACUGCUGGUCCUUUCAGCGGCUUUGCUUACCCGUGGCGUUGUUUAUCCGUAAUUUACUGAUGCGAAAGGAACUUUCUUACUCAUCAUACGACGCCACAUUUUCCACUUUUUUUCCACUUCGGUAUUCAGUUUGAAUAAAUAAUCCAGAGUUGCUUGCUCUAAUUGAGCUUCACUUUGGCUAUAGUCUCGGUAUCGCGCGCAACAUCUUCCUGUGGAGCGCUCGUUCUAUCGCCCUGGCAACCAGUCCUCGCGGCUGCGGGGUGACAUGGUUAUUUAAUCAUCAGACGCUUCCAGAAAUACGUGAAUUUUUUGUCGCCUACCACUAUAACACGAAAGUCUGUUUUCUUGAAGUCAGGUUUUACUUCUGUUAAUUCUGAAAUUUACAAGGUUCAUGAGUCGGAGAAGUCUCCUCUUUCAGCGUCAAAAUGCCUGUGAGACGCGGUCAUGUCGCGCUCCAAAACACCUAUCUGGACACCAUUAUUCGCAAAUUCGAUGGACAAAAUCGCAAGUUCCUGAUUGCCAACGCACAGAUGAAGAACUGCGGAAUCAUCUACUGCAACGAGGGCUUCUGCCAGCUCUUUGGAUUCUCCCGAGCAGAGAUCAUGCAGCAGCCAUGUACCUGCCAGUUCCUGGUAGGGCCUGGCACCAUGAAAAGUGCCCUGGCACAGUUGGCACAGGCCCUGCUGGGAUCUGAGGAGCGCAAGGUGGAGAUUCUCUACUAUGCCAAAGAAGGGACUUGCAGGCCAUGUCUGAUUGAUGUGGUCCCUGUAAAGAAUGAGGAAGGGCAGGUCAUAAUGUUCAUCCUCAACUUCCAAGAGCUUAUAGACCCCUCUCUGAAGAAAGGAGGCAUCAGGCAGAGAAUGGCUCAGGGUUGGGUAUGGGCAGGUCAGAGUCGCAGACUGAAGAUGAGAUUGCCUACGAUGCGCGCCAUGCGACAGGCCUCUCUCUCCAAAGACCAGUUCGAAGGGGUGGUGGUAGACUACCUGCAGCCCAACAGCGACGAGGUCCCGCUGAAAGAGUUCCGCAUCCCCUCCAAAGAGAGCUGCAUGCAGUCGGAGACGGAGGCCUUGAUAGAGCAGGACCUGGAGCCGUCCUCUCCCGUCGGCCAGACCUCCCCCAAGCGUCUGUCCCUGCUGGUGGAGCGACUGGACCCUGGCGGCGUCUUCCUCAGCGGGGCUCUGCCCCACAGCCGCUCCCGGGAGAGUGUCCGCAGCCUGCGGCGGGCUUCUUCCCUGGACGACAUAGACAGCAUGAGGGCUGAGUGGACCGGUCGUCAUGGAGACCCUCAGUCCAGCAGCAACCUGAAGCCCAGCACCCUGAACUCCACCUCCGACUCGGAUCUGAUGCGGCCCAGGACCAUCAGCCGUAUCCCCCAGGUCACUCUCACCUUGAGACCUCCGUCUCCCACGGAGAUCGAGAUCAUCGCGCCCAGCAAGGUCAAAGACCGCGCCCAGAAUGUGACAGAGAAGGUUACGCACGUCACGCAGGUGUUGUCCCUGGGGGCAGAUGUGCUCCCAGAGUAUAAGCUCCAGGCUCCACGCAUCCACAAGUGGACCAUCCUCCACUACAGCCCCUUCAAGGCGGUGUGGGACUGGCUCAUCCUGCUGCUGGUCAUCUACACAGCCGUGUUCACCCCUUACUCCGCCGCCUUCCUGCUCAACGAGGUGGAGGACGAGCGCCGGCGUACCUGCGGCUACACCUGCAACCCGCUCAACGUGGUGGACCUGGUGGUGGACGUCAUGUUCAUCGUGGACAUCCUCAUCAACUUCCGCACCACCUACGUCAACCACAACGACGAGGUGGUGAGCCACCCUGGCCGGAUCGCCCAGCACUACUUCAAAGGCUGGUUCCUCAUCGACAUCGUGGCGGCCAUCCCCUUCGACCUGCUCAUCUUCCGCUCUGGUUCUGAAGAGCCCCAGACAACCACUCUGAUUGGCCUGCUCAAAACAGCACGGCUCCUGAGAUUGGUACGAGUGGCCAGAAAGCUGGACCGCUACUCGGAGUACGGCGCCGCAGUCUUGUUCCUCCUCAUGUGCACCUUCGCCCUCAUCGCCCAUUGGCUGGCCUGCAUCUGGUAUGCCAUCGGCAACGUCGAGCGCACCGGCUCUGCCCGCAUUGGAGAGAUGAAAAUCGGUUGGCUAGAUAACUUGGCUGACCAGAUAGGUAAACAUUACAACGACAGCGACGCUGGCUCUGGUCCCAGCAUUAAGGACAAAUACGUCACAGCGCUCUACUUCACCUUCAGUAGUCUGACCAGUGUGGGCUUUGGCAAUGUCUCCCCCAACACAAACCCUGAGAAGAUCUUUUCCAUCUGUGUCAUGCUUAUUGGCUCUCUGAUGUAUGCCAGUAUCUUUGGAAACGUAUCAGCCAUCAUCCAGAGGCUGUACUCUGGCACGGCACGCUACCACACCCAGAUGCUCCGCGUCAAAGAGUUCAUCCGCUUCCACCAGAUCCCGGGGGGACUGCGCCAGCGGCUGGAGGAGUACUUUCAGCACGCCUGGUCCUACACCAACGGCAUCGACAUGAACGCUGUGCUGAAAGGGUUUCCUGAGUGUUUGCAAGCGGAUAUCUGCCUGCACCUGAACCGCACCCUGCUCCAGAACUGCAAGGCGUUCCUGGGAGCCAACAAGGGCUGUCUGCGUGCGCUGGCUGUGCGCUUCAAGACCACCCACGCCCCACCAGGCGACACUCUGGUCCACAGCGGAGACGUCCUCUCAGCCCUGUACUUCAUCUCACGAGGAUCCAUAGAGAUAUUGAGAGAUGAUGUGGUGGUGGCUAUACUGGGUAAGAAUGACAUCUUUGGGGAGCCCAUCAGCCUGUACGGUCGGCCGGGCAAGUCCAGCGCAGACGUGAGGGCGUUGACCUACUGUGACCUCCACAGAAUCCAGAGGGACGACCUGUUGGAGGUGCUGGACAUGUACCCCGAUUUCUCAGACACCUUCUGGAGCAACCUGGAGAUCACCUUCAAUCUGAGAGAUGUAGAUAGAAUAAACCAGGCAACCCCCAGCGAGGAUUCUGAAUGUGGAUACCGUCGGCCACGACGCAGAAGAAACUCACUGCACAGACGCAACCGCCCAGACGGCAUGGACCGCGAGGACUCAUACCCGGACCAGUCCUGUCCGAUGGGGAACCAUCGAGACCCGAACUCCAGUUCCCAGUGGGACGACCUCUGCAGCAGCACCAGUGCCUGCUCCAGCGACGAUGAGAUUAAGCCCGUAGGACACAGCAAAGCUGAGUUGAGAUGCGACACCCACGACUACCGCCCUGCCGCGGUGAGACUGCUGGGCUCCAGCGGGCCCUCAGCCAGCCUGGGAGGGGCCAUGGAGCGAGGAGGACAUCACUACACAGUGGCAGCCCCCGUCAACAUGCCAGGGUACUACGGCAUCUGGCCGGAACGGAGGCCCAGCCAGUUCUCAGAGAGCCAGCGACGCUCGUCCUCAGUGAGGGCCACGUACCACCCUCCCCCCUGCACAGAGAACAGGCCCAGCGAGCUGGAGUCCAGGCUGGAACUGCUGCAGUCUCAGCUCAACAGACUGGAGACUCGGAUGACUGCAGACAUCAACGUGAUACUGCAGCUUCUACAGAGGCAGAUGGCCCCGGUACCUCCUGCGUACAGUGCUGUGUCGCCGAGUCCCCAUCCGCCUCACCCUCCAACGCUGUACGGUACAGGAGCCCCCGUUAUCCAUAGCGUCCCCCCUAUCCCACCAGUCGAGAUUGACAGCAUACCCUCCACACUGCCGAGUUCGGAUUCAGACAAGCACAGGUCCAAGGACUCCCUGUCCAGUGGAAUCCACCUUACUGUGGCCUCUGAUGACACCAUGUCCAUGUCCCCAGAGACUGAGCCUCAUCCAGGCCCCCCAGUGGGCCUCCCCCAGCCCCCUGGCCCUUCCCAGGGGCCCCCCAGACUGCUGUGUGGCAGCCAGCGCUUCCCCUCCCUACCUGAGAACCUGGAGACCUCCACAGACAGCCAAGGGAUCCAUAGGCACGUGUCCGACCCGAUCCUGCCAGGCAGCUAGACCCGCCCCCCCCUCCGCCCUCCACCGAGCAUCCCCUGCCCCACCACAGGAGGGCAGCCAUACUGUGCUCGAGACACCAUGCUAAUCUUCUUCUUCUUCUCCAGCCUUUUCCCAUCCCUGACCCUGAUCUGUAAAAUGCUGCUGAAGAACUUGGAUUGCCUUUCACACUGCAGAGGGGGAAGAUCAGCAAAAUGCCUCCUCUCUCUCUCCCAGACUCACAGGCCAGUACCACUGGCUCCUUUCCUCUCUCUCUCUCUCUCUCGCUCUCUCUCUCUCUCUCUCUCUCUCUCUCUCUCUCUCUCUCUCUCUGUCAAGGCCCAGUUUGGUUAUUAGAGGGUCUGUGUGCUAAGCCUAGCCAGGCCAACCUCUUCCUGAGGAGAACUGAUCUGGCACUGAGCUGACUAUGAUCAUCCAGAAACAAAAACACGUCACACAAAUACUCACAACACGCCCCACAUACCUUUUAAGCUGUAGCAACAACAUACCAUCCUGAUGUUUCUUUUAAGUGAUGAGGUGAGAUGACAAGCAUGGCCGCUUCAUGCUCCUCUUGUGGAGAGAGAUACCUUUUUUGUCUGCCUGUGUGUAACAAUCACACUGUAGAAGACAUGCACAAUUAGCCCGUCCAUUUAGUUUUUUUCCCUUCUUAGAAUUAAAAGAAAAUAUGAAAAUGUGUUGAAUUCAGAAAAAGGGAUGAACAACUAACGUUUAUGCACAAAAUUAACAGUCACAACACUUUGGUUUUUGUUGAUCUAUAAAAUAUCGAGAUGAAUUGAGAUGACAACUAAAAUUAAUUAUUAACGGUUGGUUAUUAG
Messenger RNA from Osmerus eperlanus (European smelt), 5048 nucleotides. It is a transcript of the gene kcnh6a, whose product is annotated as potassium voltage-gated channel, subfamily H (eag-related), member 6a. The record is from RefSeq and is a predicted model, not a curated record. Gene Ontology annotation, cellular component: plasma membrane. NCBI's taxonomy places the organism in Eukaryota, Metazoa, Chordata, Actinopteri, Osmeriformes, Osmeridae. Gene Ontology annotation, molecular function: inward rectifier potassium channel activity. Gene Ontology annotation, biological process: regulation of heart rate by cardiac conduction; regulation of ventricular cardiac muscle cell membrane repolarization; potassium ion transmembrane transport. The transcript has 16 exons. The coding region runs from base 646 to 4236 and encodes 1196 amino acids.